This is a messenger RNA of Gossypium raimondii (Peruvian cotton), 1140 nucleotides long. RefSeq lists its product as uncharacterized. NCBI's taxonomy places the organism in Eukaryota, Viridiplantae, Streptophyta, Magnoliopsida, Malvales, Malvaceae. The coding region runs from base 1 to 1140 and encodes 379 amino acids. The record is from RefSeq and is a predicted model, not a curated record. The transcript is spliced from 5 exons.
AUGAGUACUUCAGCGGUUGAAGUUAGUGGUAAAAAGGUGAAAUCAAUGUGGGAUAAGAGAUUGACAGAAAAAUUUUGUGAUAUUUGUAUUAAAGAGAUAUUGAAAGGCAAUAGUCCCGGUACUCAUUUCACAAAAGAUGGAUGGUUGAAAAUAAUGACCAACUUUGAGAAAGAAACGGGAAAGGGUUUUUCACAAAGACAACUUAAAAAUAGGUGGGAUGCCCUAAAAAAAGAAUGGAAAGCUUGGAAGAAAUUUAAAGGCGAAAAUACUGGUCUAGGGUGGAAUCUUAUAAAAAGAACCGUUGAUGCAUCAGAUGAUUGGUGGGAGAGUAGGCUACAAGUUGUGUCUGAAGCUCAAAAAUUUCAAAUUUCGAGCAUUGAUCCCGAAUUCGAAGGGAAGUUGGAUCAAAUGUUCAUGGGGAUAGUUGCAACAGGUGAUAAAGCAUGGGCACCUUCUUCUGGUACACUUCGGACUGAUUUUUUUGAGGAUGUGAUGAGUAUAGUUGAGAAUUACAGCGGUGAUGAAAAUGAUGAUGAAAGGGAAAAGAAAGAGAUUUUACAACGCAUGGAAUGUUUUAAUCGAUUAUUUGUUGCUGCAUCUUCUUCCGUACAAUUAUAUUACGAGAAGUAUAUAUUGAGGCAACCAUGUAUGGAUUCAAAACAGUCAGGAAAAUAUUAUCUUGUUGAUUCUGGAUAUCCUCAAAUGAAAGGUUAUCUUGGACCAUAUAGAGGUCAGCAAUAUCAUUUACCUGACUUUUGUAGAGGUAGACCGGUAUCUGGUAAAGAAGUAUUCAAUCAUUCACAUUCAUCAUUACGUAGCGUGAUCAAACGAACUUUUGGUGUUUUGAAAAAAAAAUGGGCCAUUUUAAGGGAUAUGCCAAGUUAUAGUUUUGAGAAGCAAACGAUGAUCGUUGUUGCUACAAUGACGAUACACAAUUUCAUCCAAAAACAUGUCGGUCGAAAUGAUGCAGAUUUUAUGGAAUACGAAGAUAUUAACUGGGCAUAUGAGAAUAUUAUUGAUUCAGAAAAUGCGCAUGGUCGAGAAAAUGAUGAUGACGACGACGACGAUGAUGGUGAUGAUGACGGGAUCAGAAAGGCUCUUGGUUGGAUAUUUCUUCAAUAUACCAGCCUAUCAACUUAA